Molecule: messenger RNA, 7066 nt
Organism: Xenopus laevis (African clawed frog)
Lineage: Eukaryota; Metazoa; Chordata; Amphibia; Anura; Pipidae
Gene: camkk2.L
Product: calcium/calmodulin-dependent protein kinase kinase 2, beta L homeolog
Exons: 17
Coding region: 761-2389 (542 amino acids)
Biological process (GO): CAMKK-AMPK signaling cascade; signal transduction
Cellular component (GO): nucleus; cytoplasm; nucleoplasm
Molecular function (GO): nucleotide binding; kinase activity; ATP binding
Source: RefSeq, a predicted model, not a curated record
UUGACCUACAGAGACAUGUGCAAAAUGUGAGUUGAGGUGCAAUGUGAAAAAAAUAGGUGCAUAAUACCCUGUUUAUUUUUAUAUCUGUACAAUAUUUACCAAGCUCUGUCCUGCCCUUGAUCUGGGAAAGUGUGAAAACCUUAUUCUGCCAAUAAAAUCAGCAUUUGCACACUAUAAAAGAAUAACAGCCUUACUGUUCUCAGAAUGAGAUUCCAGAGAAUGCAGUUGGUGUGUGGAUGCUUUGAAUUCAGCAUGAAGAGGGUGGGACUUUGCUAGUUGCUACGUGACAUCACAGUGGGGGUAUAGCCACUCCCAUUCAGCAAUUGCUUGAACUGGCUCUCAGAGAAAGCAUUCUGACUGACUGUAAUAUUAUUGAAUGCCUUUCAAAAAGUAAGCAUUUCUGUUUAAGGAAUAUAUUUGAGAAUAUUAUUAUUUUCAUCCUAUCUAUCCACUGAGAAAAUUCGAUUUUCGCAAUAGUUCCCCUUUAACCAUCAAAACAGACGGUUAGCCAAUGGCAGCGCGCCUUACAUCCUGUCACAUGUGGGCCAUUCAGAGCAGAGCUGCAUGUGCGGGAGAAGGGCUGCCUCAUAAUAAUGGGAAAGUCCCACGCGUCCAAUCAUUAGACGACUUUCAUGAACCGCUAGAGCUGCUCUCUAGUCUUGGCACAGGCUGGAGCUGCCCUUGACCGUAUAGCAGUUACCCAGGAGGCAGGUUCCAAUGGAAGCAGACUAAGUUAGUGUAUGCAGCUGCAUCGUACACCAUGUCAUCAUGCGUGUCCAAAAGGGCUUCUUCUGAGAGGUCCAUCCUACAAGAUGAUCAUGAGACUACAAUUCAACCUCACAUAGUCUGUAACUUUUCAACCCUGAGCAUUGACCUAGGCAUGGAAUCAGUUAUAGUGGUAACAGAAUAUGAUCCAACUAUCACUGAGUCUGAGCAGAAUGGGCAGUCCAGACAUCAAGAUGAUGAAUUCAAGGAGUAUAGUGGAGUGGAGCAUGACCUGCAUAGAAUGAAUGAAAGUGGAGGCAAGAUUGAUGAGCAUAACGUGCUUCCAGUAUCCCAUAAUGAUUGUAAAGGCAAACUCAACAUGACCAAUAGAAAACUCUCCCUUCAAGAACGAUCUCAGUCUACUCCUACUUCUAGUAAUAGCCUAGGAAUGAAUGGACGAUAUAUUUAUCCUUCACUGCCCUACUCUCCAGUUACAUCCCCACAGUCCUCUCCUCGUCUGCCACGAAGACCAACCGUAGAGUCUCACCGGGUUUCCAUCACAGGUUGUCAGGAUUGUGUCCAACUGAACCAAUACCAGUUAAAAGAUGAAAUUGGGAAGGGCUCCUAUGGGGUGGUAAAACUGGCCUAUAAUGAAGAUGAUAACAUGUACUAUGCAAUGAAGGUUCUUUCAAAGAAAAAGCUUAUGAGACAAGCAGGAUUUCCACGCCGCCCCCCUCCCAGAGGUGCCAAAACAGCUACUGAAGGUGGUAUUCAGGCCAUGGGGCCCAUUGAAAGAGUCUACCAGGAAAUUGCUAUUCUCAGGAAGCUGGAUCAUCAAAAUGUAGUCAAGCUGAUUGAGGUGCUGGAUGACCCUAGCGAGGACCAUCUGUACAUGGUGUUUGAGCUGGUGAAGCGUGGACCAGUGAUGGACAUUCCAACAACCAAACCAUUAACUGAAGACCAAGCUCGCUUCUACUUCCAGGAUCUGAUUAAAGGAAUAGAAUAUUUGCAUUAUCAGAAGAUUAUACACCGUGACAUCAAGCCGUCUAACCUCUUGCUGGGAGAUGAUGGGCACAUUAAGAUCGCCGACUUUGGUGUCAGUAAUACAUUCGAAGGGAAUGAUGCCUUUCUGUCCAACACAGUGGGGACACCUGCAUUCAUGGCUCCUGAAACCCUGUCUGAGACCCGCAAAAUAUUCUCAGGAAAGGCACUGGAUGUUUGGGCAAUGGGUGUGACUCUACACUGUUUUGUGUUUGGUCAGUGCCCAUUUAUGGAUGAAAGCAUUCUAACCCUACACAGCAAAAUAAAGAAUCAGCCACUGGAGUUUCCUGACCAGCAUGACAUCUCAGAAGAUCUAAAAGACCUAAUGUUGCACAUGCUUGACAAGAAUCCAGAAUCUAGGAUUUCUGUCCCUGAAUUAAAGCUUCACCCGUGGGUCACCAAGCAUGGACUGGAGCCACUACCAACAGAGGAUGAAAACUGCACAUUGGUGGAAGUGACAGAGGAAGAGGUGGAGAAUUCAAUCAAGCAUGUCCCAAGCUUGGCCACUGUGAUCUUGGUAAAAUCAAUGCUUCGGAAACGCUCUUUUGGGAAUCCAUUUGAGGGGAGCAGGAAAGAAGAAAGAUCCAUGUCCUCUCCAGGAAAUCUGCUAAUAAAAAGACUGUUCAGGAGAAGUGAAAUGUAGCUGCAUUCUCAGCAGCACAAGGAUACAAGGAAGCGAGGAGAGUUUGCGAGAGAGUGAUUUACAGGAGGUAGGAGAGGAUGAAGUUUUAUCCUGAGUCCUGCAGCACUAAAGGUGUUGCGGUUCACAGUUCACCCUACAAAACACCUGCUGCUGGAAGAGACCUCUGUGUGGGAACACACCGUGUGUAAGCCGUGCAUGCUGCUACCGAUUAGUUCGAAUGAAGACCUUAUGUUAUCGCAUGCGCUGAAGACUGUAACGUCCUGCCUUGGGAAGUAAAAUCUAUUGUUGAGUCGUUUAACGUAUUGGUAACUUUGCCAUGGGCUUGCUCUUCCAGAGUCUCCUUCGAGACUGAUCCAGAGAAGGUGCUUAUUUUGUAUGUUGCAAAAAACAAAACAAAUCAAGUGGCUUGUAACAAACGUCUUAAUGCCAAAUAACACACUCACAAACUCACAGCUGCACUAAGGAAAAGGGGGGUGAAUCAUUUGACAGAGAAGCCUGUGGUUCUUCUAAUCUGAACUGUGCUGCUCAUGAUUUUUAUCAUGACUCAUGGCAACAUCAUUUGAUGCAAGAAAGGUCCAGAUUACGAUCAGCCCAUUAUCUAUAUGAUAGUUAUGGUAUGUUGAAAAAUCGGCUUUGUUUUCAUUGCUGAUAUCCUUCUUUUAUUUUGCUUCACGUUAGAGCUACACUAACAUAAACAAGUGAAGGUGGCUCCAUUCAAAUUAAGGAAAAUAUAUAUAAAAAGAGACAUUAAGAGAUAUCAGCAGGCACAUAAGCAUAAUAUAAGAGCCUCUAUCAGACAAGAGCCAUAAAUGCAUGGUAUAAACCAUUGCUUUCUAAGAAGGUUGCAGACUGAGUGCAUUGGAGUGUAAUUGGGCUGGGCAUAUAUUCACAUCUGUGCCAAUUGAAACACAGUAUAUAGAUGUAUUUAUUUGGUAUAUUUUGUGUAGUCUUGAUGUUAGAGGAUGUUAAGCUUUAUUUUUGCAUAAUACAGGAAAUAUAGGGAUUUUAUAGAUGGUCUGGGCAGAUCUGUCUAUCCCAGUUAAUUUCUACAAAAUGACAUUACUGCUGGGAUAGGACUGAAAUGCAUACAUUCCCAGAAGGGGCUUUAGAAUUUGCGAAAGAGUAUAUAUGCUGAAAUUUGCAGCAGUUCCAUAUGAAUUAAAAGAUACAACUUUACCCAAUAGAUGUUUGAAGAUUUAGGCAAUUAGAUGUGGGCUAUUGGCUUACAAGUCAGAAUAGGAAGUAUAACUGUGCCUGCACAAGACAUUAGCAGCACGGCAACAAGAAAUAGAAUCACCUUUUGCUAUUAAUUGAAGCAAUGUUGCAGGGCCUGAACAUAGACAAGUAUUAACUUUCAUUAACUGCAGCCCAUGUACUCAUCUGGAAAGUAAAAUAUUUGGUUCUAAUGUGGAGGGUUUUUUUUUCAAACGCUAGAAUUAUAUUAAAUAACACAAAUGAACUUGCCGAAUAACUGCUAGCAGGAUAUACAUCUAAUAUGUAUCUGGGGUGAGGAGGGAGGCUAGAUAUGUUUGUAGCAGAAUGCUUACUCUGCUGUUACUAGAUUGUAUAGGAAUACACAGAGAAACAUUUAACUCAGUACCCUUUUUACUUACAAGCCAUCCAGCAAGACUGUUAUGCCAUGCACUAGCCGAUACUCUCCACAGUUAUGGCCACCUUCCUAUUGCUGUUUAUUUGGGUUAACUUCCUGACCAAUCACAACUGCAGUGUAGCUGCUUCACUUCCUCAUCAUCCAUGCCUCAACAUUGUGCAUUAGCACAAGGCAACCCUGAAAACCCAGUCUUUAAAUGCUGUCCUCCCGUGUCUGCUAAAAAAUUAUGUCAAGGCUACAUGAAACAUAAUUAGUUACCACUUGCUAUUGCUGUUCUAUUUAAAAUAGAGGGCACAAUACAGCCACUCAUUAUCAUUUCAUAUCACUAUUAUUAUAUCAUCAUUUGUAAUGCAUUCAGUACUACAAGUAAACAGUACUAAUGGGUACUAGACUAUUCUGCCAGAUCUCCCAGUGGACCCCAGUCUGGGAAAAUUCCCAUUAGUGAUUUUUUUAUUCCACCAUUAGCCUAUAUAGCAUUUGGCACAGUCUCCGUCUAAUUAUUGUGAGAGUGGUUCUCUAAUGGGCCCUAGGAGGCACAGUCUGACACUGCUAUUGAACAAUCCCGGCCAUUAGUUGUCAUUACAUAGGGUAGUAUCUUAGUGCAGGAAGGCAAUAAUAAGACUAAAUCUGAAACCUUAUAUGUAACACUUAGUAGUGCGUGGUUAAAGAUGAUAUAUUAUUUAGGCAUGCUGAGCUAAACUCCCCCAUUUCUUACAUAAUUUAGUGGUUGUGCGGAAUAUUUUUUUAGUCUGACUCAAUACUGAAAAAGGUUUGAUAUCAAUCAGCACCUCCGGCAGUCUCUUUUCUUGUGCUAUCAGUCAUUAGACAUUAAUGAAAGUACUUCAGCCUCACCAAUAUGCUACCUUUAGAGAAACUGCCUACUAGAUUCUGAAGCCCAGUUAGAAAAUGUUCCUUUUUGUAUUUGGUACUGAUUAAUGCCAUUUGGUGGCUUUUCUAUUUGUCCUAAGUAUUUGAAUUGACUAACAGUGUUAUUAAUACCUGCCUCUACCAGAAUAUUCCUGCACUGCAGAACCAAAUAUUUAAUUAAAACACAGUUGCCAUCUACCAUAUAUGCUAUUUAUAAAAGACAUUGAGUUUCUGGGAUACAUACAAAGUCGAGAGACCGUCAUGUAAGUGCCAUCAUUUUUUUUAAACGCAAAACCUGUAGUUAAAGUUCUUUCCUCUAAUAAAGGCUGAAUGCCUGGAUUUGUUUGGGUGUCGGAUACUCUACCGACCAGUGGAUUCGUGAUCUGAUUAUUUUAAAUCCAUUUCGUCAGCUAUUAGCUGCACACAACAACACACAAGAUUUUUAGGGUAUCCAUUCAUGUAAUGUGGCAAAGUCCAAUUUGGAAGAGUUGAUUUGACCCAGCAAGUAAGAUGGGCAAUCACAUUGUGCUUUAGGCCAAUAAAGAAACAAGGGAAUGGGGGCUGACGUCACAGAAGUUGAUAAUAAUAAAAUGAGGAGCCUGUCCAGGCCUGGACUGGAAGUCAAAAUAGGCCUCUGCCUACACAGAGGCCCAAACAGCCCCCUAUCAGCCCAAACAGCAUACUAUCAGCCAAAACAGCCCCCUACCAGCCCACUAUAUGGUAACUUUCUAUGGCACCUUACAGCAGCCCCUCUGGCAUUUGCCAGAACCCACGGAUUGCCAGUCCGGGCCUGAGUCUGGUAUUGCUUGCCCUAAUGAGCAUAGUGUAUGAUGAGUGGGGGGGGGGAAAUGGUAAGGCCAUGCUGGCUGACUUAAGGUGCUGCCCAUACACGGGCCUAUAAAAGCUGUCAGCUUAUUGGCUGGUGUAUGGGGCCCUCCAAUGGACUUCCCUGACCACUAUCUGGUCGAAAAUCAGCCACAUAUUGGAUUGAAUGGGUUUAAAAUUAAGUUUGUUGAUGUGGUCCUCAAUCCGACCACCUGUAUUGCCCUAGGGCCCAACAAUCCGAUCAGCCCAAUAUCACCCCAAAGUGGGUAUAUUGGGGAAAGAUCAGCCAAAUGAGUGGAUCUUCCAGUGUAUGGCCAGAUUAAGCCUCACUUUGACUUGCCAGUCAACAAAGAUACAUAUUGGUGGCUCAUGGUUUCCUUAGACAUAAGGAUACACAGUGAGAAAAUAGUCUGCCUAGCCCUUAACUCAGCACCUUUCUUGAAAACAAUAAUACAUCUUCUAGAUUUAUUACAACAGGUACAGUUAGGUCUUUUAGAUAAUACAUAAUCUUUAAGUAGAAUGCAUGAUCGCUUUUACAUUUUAAGGAAUGCUAUAAUCAAAUGUUGUGUUUAAGAUACAGUAGAUGUGCUUUCUGUUGUGAAAUAACAAGCCCCUCGGUUUUUCACUUGAAACUGAGCCUGAAAAAAAAAAAGAAGACACUUUCAGAGCUAGAAAUCUGCACACAGUUAAGGUGACGUCUCCUGCUAUUUAUACACUUUCUGCUUAUAUUUUGUAUGUGAAAACCACACGUUUUAGGAGGGCGUCACUCGUUUGUUGCAUGCGGUAUCAUGCGAUCACUAAAAACAAAACUGUAUUGUGUCUUUAAAGCCAAAAUAUAUAUAUAUUUUUUUUUUGCUGGAAUGCUUCCAUUCCUGGGAUGCGUCAUUUACAAAAUAAAAAAAAAAUAGCUUUUUAAUUUCAGUCACAAAUAGUUGGUGUCCGUACAGGCAAAGAAAGCAACAAAUUCAAUUUGUACGGUUUAAUAAACAUUUGUUAAUUAUUGCAUGACAAAUAAGUCUACAGAUUUCUGGAGAUGUGUAUUUUGGGUAUAAAGCCCCUUAUAGCUGCUAAACUUGUAUCUCUUUAUGUACAUGUUUUAUAUAUAUAUAAACUUAUAUUUAAGCUUUUGUAUGCAAUGCACAAAUGUUUUCUGAAUUAUAAAUAAAAAUACCAUUUUUUCACACCACCCAUUAGAAGCUUACAUGUUCAUAGAUGUCGAAGAUUUGCUGAAGUGUUUAAAAAUAACUGCCAUAUAUACUAUAGAUUUAGGGUCUAGUGGUUUUAUAUUACUGCUGCUUUUAUUUCAUUUACCAAGCUGCAUAAUGUUUAAAUACUGUGUAUUUAUAUUAUCAUUAAAAUAAACUAAAUAUGGAACA